GUGGCGCCGAUGGGUCGGGGCCGGCGUUCCCGCAGCUGUUCGCGCUCCCGCAGUCGCUCUCGCUCGCGCUCCCGCAGGGGCCGGGGUAGCCGCUCGCGCUCGGUGGGCGACGGGGACCGGCGACGACGGCGGAGCCACUCGGCCCAGAGCGGCAGGAGCAGCGAUGGCGGAGGAGGGCGAAGGCGCGACGAGCGGCGGCGGCGACGGCGGGAGGAGGAGGAAGAGAAGCGACGGAGGAGGUCGCGGAGCCGGGAGCGGAGAGGGCGGCGGGACAGCUCAGAUUCUGGGGAAGAGAGGCAAAGAUGGAGGAAGCAGAGGAGAAGUAGAAGUUCAGAGAGGCACUAUAAAAGCCAGAGGAGGCUUCGUUCCCAAUCACGGGAUCCUCCUUCUGCCUCCGACCCGGAAAAUGAGAAGAAAAACCGAGGAGGUGGGAGGAGCAGAAAACGAUCCAACUCCAGGUCUUCAGUCUCAUCAGUCUCCUCGCCAUCCCCUUCCCCCUCUCGCUCCCAUAGUCCCCAGGAGGAUCUGGGCAAACAGUUGAGCCUCCAGGAACGCUUGAGGCUGAAGGAGGAGAAGAAGCAGCAGGAGGAGAUGAUGAAGGCCUUUGAAACCCCCGAAGAAAAACGAGCCAGGCGGCUGGCAAAGAAGGAAGCUAAAGAAAGGAAGAAACGAGAGAAGAUGGGUUGGGGAGAAGAGUACAUGGGCUACACAAAUACUGACAACCCAUUUGGAGACAAUAACUUACUGGGAACCUUCAUAUGGAACAAGGCCUUGGAGAAGAAGGGUAUUGGCCACCUGGAAGAGAAGGAACUGAAGGAGAGAAACAAGCGAAUCCAAGAAGACAACCGCCUUGAACUGCAAAAGGUGAAGCAGCUGCGAUUGGAGCGGGAGAGGGAAAAGGCCAUGCGAGAGCAGGAGCUGGAAAUGCUGCAACGGGAGAAGGAGGCAGAGCACUUCAAAACGUGGGAGGAGCAAGAAGACAACUUUCACCUUCAGCAAGCCAAGCUGCGCUCAAAAAUCCGCAUCAGGGAUGGCCGAGCCAAGCCCAUUGACCUGCUGGCCAAGUACAUCAGCGCAGAGGAUGACGAUUUGGCGGUAGAGAUGCAUGAGCCUUACACUUUCCUCAAUGGCCUCACCGUGUCUGACAUGGAGGACCUGCUAGAGGAUAUCCAGUUUGCCAUUAUUGACAAGGUUUUCCAGGGCCUGGCUGUGGAUGUGGGGUUCCAGCUGCAGCCCCAGGGGCUCUUUCCUGACUCAGGAUCCAUUGAUUCAACCCCUCUCUCUUAUCCACACCCCUUCCCUUUGGCUGCUUUAUUUCCUGGCCAGAUGUUCUGA
Messenger RNA from Ornithorhynchus anatinus (platypus), 1335 nucleotides. RefSeq names its product cactin, spliceosome C complex subunit (gene CACTIN). Gene Ontology annotation, biological process: negative regulation of innate immune response; mRNA cis splicing, via spliceosome. Gene Ontology annotation, cellular component: cytoplasm; spliceosomal complex. NCBI's taxonomy places the organism in Eukaryota, Metazoa, Chordata, Mammalia, Monotremata, Ornithorhynchidae. The coding region runs from base 10 to 1335 and encodes 441 amino acids. The record is from RefSeq and is a predicted model, not a curated record. The transcript is spliced from 6 exons.